Molecule: messenger RNA, 2971 nt
Organism: Oncorhynchus keta (chum salmon)
Lineage: Eukaryota; Metazoa; Chordata; Actinopteri; Salmoniformes; Salmonidae
Gene: myb
Product: v-myb avian myeloblastosis viral oncogene homolog
Exons: 14
Biological process (GO): regulation of DNA-templated transcription
Cellular component (GO): nucleus
Molecular function (GO): RNA polymerase II cis-regulatory region sequence-specific DNA binding; DNA-binding transcription factor activity, RNA polymerase II-specific
Source: RefSeq, a predicted model, not a curated record
GGCUGCGGGGGGAGGAGGGGCCCUGGCGGAGACUCGUGGCUCCUGCCUCUGUUUACAAGCCUUGCACUCUUUUAAUGUCAGCCUGCUCCUUUUCCCCGUCAAAACUGGAGAGAGAGAGAGAGAGAGAGAGAGAGAGAUAGUCAGAACGGAACGGCAGAGCUCCUUCUCCCCUUCAGACAGAAAGAGAGAUAGUCAGAACGGAACGGCAGCGCUCAGAGGACACAAGGAGCCGCUCUCGAUACAAACUACAGCAUGGCUAGGCGACCGAGACACAGUGUGUACAGUAGUGAGGAAGAUGAUGAUGACAGUGAGAUGUAUGAACAUGACUAUGAUGGACCGCUGCCCAAGCCAAGCAAACGCCAUCUAGGCAAGACACGCUGGACACGAGAAGAGGAUGAGAAGCUGAAGAAGUUAGUAGAACAUCAUGGAUCAGAAGACUGGAAGCUCAUCACUAGUUUCCUACCUAACCGUACAGACGUUCAGUGUCAGCACCGCUGGCAGAAGGUUCUCAACCCAGAGCUCAUCAAAGGACCCUGGACCAAGGAGGAGGACCAGAGAGUUAUCGAACUAGUCCAGAAGUAUGGAGCCAAGCGUUAGUCCGUAAUCGCUAAGCAUCUGAAGGGUCGGAUAGGGAAGCAAUGCAGAGAGCGCUGGCACAACCACCUGAACCCCGAGGUGAAGAAGACUUCCUGGACCGAGGAAGAGGAUCAGAUCAUCUACCAGGCCCACGAGAAACUGGGCAACCGCUGGGCUGAGAUCGCCAAACUGCUGCCUGGCAGGACUGAUAAUGCCAUUAAGAACCACUGGAACUCUACGAUGCGUAGGAAAGUGGAGCAGGAAGGUUACCUUCAGCACGCCGCCGCCAAAUCUGUCCACGCAUCCCUCACCGUCUCUCCCGGUUACGCCAAGGCCAACAACCACAUCAUGAGCUUCUCUCACCACUCCCCUCUCCCGCCUCUCUCACCUUUCACAGGGAACCACUCCUAUAUUUCGGACCACAGGGUGAGUUCACGCUCUCACCUUCAACUCAACAUCCUGAACAUUCCACAGCACGGAACAGCUGCUAUACAGAGACAUUAUAGUGAGGAGGACCCAGAAAAGGAGAAGAGAGUGAAGGAGAUUGAGCUGCUGCUAAUGUCAACAGAGAAUGAGUUGAGGGGACAGCCUGCACUACCUAUCAACCCGUACUCCAGCUGGGCAGGUAGUGACAGCUCAGAAGGCGUGGCCACAUCGUGCCAUCACCACCAGGCCGCCGGCCCCUGCCUCCCCGAGGAGAGCGCCUCGUCCUCACGCAGCAACAACAGCAACAAUAACAACAACAACAACAACAACAACAACAACAGCAGCAGCAACAACAACAACAACAAUAGUCACCAUGGCAGCCACACCCUCUCCACCCUCCCGGAGUUCAUGGAGUCAGUCAUCGACUCGUUUCUCAACCAAUCGGCGAGCCCGGAAAGCUCAGACAGCGACAGCCUACCAAUGAGCUCCCAGAAACAUCUGCUGGCCACGCCUCUACACCGAGACCACACCCCCCGACCCCAGAAAAGAAAUGACAUGUUCAGGACUCCUACUAUCCGUCGUUCCCUCCUGGAGUUGUCUCCUCGUACUCCGACCCCCUUCAGGUCUUCCAUGGUAGAGUGUAUAAAACAGGAACCUAUGGAACCUAUACCUAUCCUCUCGGUCGGGGACCAACAGCCAACCCUAAAGAAGAUCAAACGAGAGGUGGAGUCUCCCUGUCUGCAGUGGAAAGGGUCAGACCUCCCUACCCAGCUCUUCUCCCCCUCUGGCCCCGUCCAGGAAGUACCUGAUCUGCUGACACGUUCUGUGCUGAGUGAUGACAAACCCUACCACCUCUCCCUCCGGCCCCUGGCCAGCCCACUACAGCAGCUCAACACAUGGGACCAAGUGGCUUGUGGGAAGGUGGAGGAUCAAGAACAGAACCACAAAUACAUCCACACUUACUCCGCCAGAACCUUGGUUAUGUAACACACACACACACACACACACACACACACACACACACACACACACACACACACACACACACACACACACACACACACACACACACACACACACACACACACACGGGAUACAACGGAUCAAAGACCUUGUGUUUAUUUCUAUUUCAACUUUUUUGUAGAUUCUGUUUUUUGUAGAUUUGUUGUUUUAUAAAACAGGAGAAAAUGAUGUGCCUAUAAUUCAGUAAUAAUUGGGAUAUAUUCUAUAUUCUUAAUAAUCCUAAAUUGUAAUAUUGUAAUAUAAAGAACAAGUUGAUUAAUUUAUUUUGUCUUGUUUUGAGGAAGACUGUUUUUUUUUAUACAACCGCCAAUCGAGCAGUGUUUGACUUCAGUAUUUGAACCUUAACCCCUGACCCCUAACCCUUGACCCCUAACCCCUAACCCUUGACCCCUAACCCCAGGCCCCUAACCCUUGACCCCUAACCCUUGAUCCCUAACCCCAGGCCCCUAACCCUUGACCCCUAACCCUUGACCCCUAACCAUUGACCCCUAACCCUUAACCCCAGGCCCCUACCCCUGGACCCCUAACCCUUGACCCCUAACCCUUGACCCCUAACCCUUGACCCCUAACCCUUGACCCCUCACCCCAGGCCCUAGCAUUAUAACAGGUUAAAGUCAUUUUUUUAUAAGUGCAAAAAAAAAACAUUAUUAUGAAAUUAAUUAAACGACCCCCUGUGUAUUAGAGUCCGAGGAGAGACCUUUACUAAACAUCACAAUGCCUUUUAUAAUGACAUGUCACUGCUAGGCAUUACAUCUUAUGUCAGCUCCUAUGUCAACCUUAUGAAUGGUUAUGAAUGAGUGUUAACAUGUCACUGCUAGGCAUUACAUCUUAUGUCAGCUCCUAUGUCAACCUUAUGAAUGGUUAUGAAUGAUCAUAUGAUGCUGUCCGUAUUGACUUGUUUCCUAUCUUGUCUGUAUCAUAGGGGAAACGUUUCCAUUCAACACAA